Messenger RNA from Ichthyophthirius multifiliis, 351 nucleotides. RefSeq lists its product as hypothetical. The record is from RefSeq and is a predicted model, not a curated record. NCBI's taxonomy places the organism in Eukaryota, Ciliophora, Oligohymenophorea, Hymenostomatida. Gene Ontology annotation, molecular function: racemase and epimerase activity, acting on carbohydrates and derivatives. The transcript has a single exon.
AUGAGUAAUUAAGACAGAAUUUAUUAUUUAACUUUAGAUCUUAAAGAUGAUUAAAAUCUCAUUUAAUUGUAUGAAGAACAUCAUAAAAAAAUAUGGCCUGAAAUUACUAAAGGAAUUAAAGAUUCAGGUGUAUUAAAUAUGUAAAUAUAUCGUGUUUCAACUCGUUUAUUUAUGGUAAUGGAAGUCGAUGAAUAUUUCAGUUUCGAAAAAAUGGAAUAAAUGGAUAAAAAUAAUUAAAAAGUUUAAUAAUGGUAAAAUUUAAUGGAUUAAUUUUAAUAACGUUUACCCUAUGCAUAAAAUGGAGAAAAGUGGGUUUUAUUAUAAAAAAUUUUUGAUUUAAAAGAAUAAUGA